Molecule: messenger RNA, 1194 nt
Organism: Periconia digitata
Lineage: Eukaryota; Fungi; Ascomycota; Dothideomycetes; Pleosporales; Periconiaceae
Source: the annotation of a GenBank genome assembly
AUGCAUGCUAAUGCGAGUUUUCAGGUAGAGGAAGAAUUGGCACGGGACCUUCAGCAGAUGAAGCUUCGGCUUCAAGGCACGCCAGGUAGCUAUUCUCCACUUCCUCACUCACUCGACUGGUUUGCUUCGCACGUCCAUUUGCUGAUUGUACCCUUCUUAGAGGCCGAAGUUAACCAAGAGCUGGUGUUCCAGCUUCUCAGUUUCAUCAUCCAGGAAGAUCUGCUGUACUAUCUCGCAAACAACAUCCACAAACUACCCUUCGAGUCCCGGAAAGAUGCACAGGUCAUCUUUUCGACCGCAUUUCGCUACAAGCCCGUCGGCGCAUCCGAUCCGCAAGUGUUGCACCAUGUUAUACAGUUCCGACCGGAGAUCAUAAUAUCACUAUGCAGAGGAUACGAUCGCCGAGAGAGCGCAAUGCCCUGCGGGGGUGUCCUGCGUGAAGCCCUUAAGUACGACUCUAUCGCUGCACUUCUCCUGUACGACGAGCCCACGACAGACGGAAAGACGAGGGAUCUAGGUGAUGUGAAUCCAGAUGAGCCUUCAUCUGGAAAUGGUGUGUUUUGGAGGUUUUUUGACUGGAUAGACAAAGGUGCAUUCGAAGUCAGCGCCGAUGCCUUCAAUACUUUCAGGGAUAUUCUUACAAAACACAAGGCGCUAGUCGCCCAAUACCUUCAAACCAACUUUGACAUGUUCUUUACGAGAUACAACGCAGUCCUUGUACAAUCAGAGAGUUACGUCACGAAACGUCAAUCGAUCAAACUACUGGGCGAGAUUCUUCUGGACCGCGCCAAUUACAGUGUCAUGACGCAGUAUGUGGACUCGGGCGAGCAUCUGAAAAUUAUCAUGAAAUUGCUACGAGACGACAGACGAAUGAUCAACUAUGAAGGAUUCCACGUCUUCAAGGUAUUCGUCGCCAACCCAAACAAGUCGGUUGCUGUACAGCGCAUUCUCAUCAGCAACCGAGAGAAGCUGCUGCGCUUCUUGCCCAACUUCCUCGAGGACCGCACCGACGACGAGCAAUUCAUGGACGAAAAAAGCUUCCUGAUACGGCAAAUUGAGCAGCUCCCGGGCGUGCCUGUGGCUCCGCCUGCAGCUGCUUGAAGGGCAGUGUUUGAGACGAUUGGUAUGUUUUUGGGACACCGCUGUCUGUCUGGUUGGUCAUGUAUGCAUUUGAAGGAGUUUUGGGCGUGGAUU